This is a messenger RNA of Ictalurus furcatus (blue catfish), 2397 nucleotides long. Its product is annotated as beta-1,3-galactosyl-O-glycosyl-glycoprotein beta-1,6-N-acetylglucosaminyltransferase 7-like. Gene Ontology annotation, molecular function: acetylglucosaminyltransferase activity. Bases 221 to 1516 code for a protein of 431 amino acids. Lineage: Eukaryota; Metazoa; Chordata; Actinopteri; Siluriformes; Ictaluridae. The record is from RefSeq and is a predicted model, not a curated record. The transcript has 4 exons. Gene Ontology annotation, cellular component: membrane.
UAUCUGUAUGCAGCUUGUGUUGGUGGCUCUUACAGCACAUACCAGCUAACUAAAUGGAACUACAGCAGGCAUGACUCUCCUCUGCCUCAGGCAGCAUGCAUUUAGCUGAGGUCACAGUGGAGCAGACUUUUCUGGACAUCAGAGUUAUUUAAUGGUUAACCUUAUUUGACAGGUCUGGACUCUACUGCAGCUAAAAGCCUGGUCUGCUUGAUGCUGGAUUAUGCUUCAGCUUGAGAGUGCCAAGUGGAGUUUUCUUCUAUGCCUUGGAAUCAGCAUCUUGAUCUGCUCAGUCAUAUAUAUUAAGGGCAAGCCUUCUUACGCUCCAAGGCCUCUGCCCCGUACCUUGAACUGCCGUCCAUUUCCUGAAAACUGUAAAGUUUUGCUUCCUACCACCUCUAACACAAGAUGGGAAAGAACAGUAUGUCAGGAGCUGAGCUACUUUAACAAUCCACUAAACUGCUCUCGUAUACAAUCUGAGCUUCACUUUAUUAUGGAGACACUGAGCAAAGAAGAGGAGGACUACCCUCUGGCCUUCAUCAUCACUAUCCACAAAGACCUGGAGAUGUUUGUGCGUGUGCUCAGAGCCAUCUAUGCACCACAAAACAUCUACUGCAUUCACGUAGAUGCCAAAGCUCAAGAAGACUACAAAGUGAGUGUUGAGAGAUUGGCAGAGUGUUUUCCCAAUGUCUUUCUAGCCUCAGUUAGCGAGAUAGUGACCUAUGCAGGUUUUUCACGUCUGAAGGCUGACAUUAACUGCAUGGAGGACCUGGUGAAGUCUCCAGUCAAAUGGCAAAAAGUGAUUAACCUUUGUGGCCAAGAUUUCCCUGUCCAGAGCAACCUGGAGCUGGUCCGAAAUAUGCAAGAUGCAGAAUGGAGAGACAAUAAUAUGACUCCAGGUGUAAAACAGCCAGAGAACAUGCAACACAGGACUCAAAUACAGCAUAUAGAAGUUAAAGGUGAAUAUGUGGCCUCCAUGGGUCCAGGUCACCAAAAGACCCCUCCUCCACACAACCUGACAAUCUACUUUGGAACAGCCUACUACAGUCUGCAAAGAGCAUUUGUGGAAUAUGUGCUCACUAGCCAAGUGGCCAAAGACCUGUUGGAGUGGUCCAAGGAUACCUACAGCCCAGAUGAGCAUUACUGGGUAACCCUUAACCACGUGGAAGAUGCCCCUGGCAGUAAUGUAAAUGCUGGCUGGGGGGGUAACAUUCGAGCCAUUAAAUGGAGAGACCAAGAAGGAACAGCACAUCAAGGCUGCAAUGGAAGUUACAUCAGGGAUAUCUGCAUCUACAAUGUUGAGGAUUUACCCUGGAUAAUUGAGAGGAACAGCAUGUUUGCUAACAAGUUUGAGAGCACUAGUUAUCCUGAAGCUCUGGACUGCCUGGAACAGUGGCACAGGCACAAAGUCCUACAGCAGGCAACAGUGCCCAUUCAGUUGUCAUGGAAACUUGCAACAGAAGUCAAUAUUAGUAGUGCCACAGUAGCAGGUGGAAUGAAGAGAUUAAGUCACAGUUAAAAUUGCCAGUUAAUUCUUAAACUAAAUUGUUAGUCACACAAUUCAACCUGGAAUGAUUAAUCCAGGAAACAUGAGCUACGGAUACCGAGUACAGACCAGUUACAUGUUUGUUUUGUUUUUUUACAUAUUUAUUUAUUUAUUUAUUUAUUUAUUUAUUUAUUUUACUACUCAUGGUUAUGCAUGUAUGUAUGUAUGUAUGUAUGUAUUAAAAUGUGUGAUUUAAAACUAUUAAUUUACAUAUAUUAUGGAGACUAGAGUUACAGCACCUAUAUAAGAUCAGUAGAAUAAUUUUUUAGAAUGUCUGCUCUUAUCAUUUAAAAUGAACAAACCAUAUCAGGAGGAGUUAAAAUGCAACACUUGUUACUUUUUAACUCAUGAGAGGCUCUGAAUAAUAAUAAAAAGCAUUAGUCAAUUUCUAGGUCGAUCGUUUGAACACUUUGUCCAUUGUCAUCUGUACAGAGUGUGCAAGCCAUAAUCUCUGUUUUGACAACAAAGACAAUAAGAGUUUACACUGACCAUUCAUUAACAUGAAUCAUUGACAUUGACCAUCAGUGUCCAAUAAGUAUUAAUUAUUUAGGCUCAAGUUCAUGUUCACUAUCCAAAACCUGUUCAACUGUUGUGAAAAGCAUACGUAUGUAAUAAGGUUUUAGACAUCUUCAGGCAGACUGAAUACAAUUACAGCUGCAUUUGUUAAACUGACUGCUUAUCUGAGGUGAUCUUUGCACAGGUAGUCAAGGUGCAGUUAGUAACCUUGUAGUAGCAGUUUAGUAGAUGUCUACAUACAUCAAUGGCAGAAAAAAAAGAAAAAAGAAAUGGUCGAGAAUCGAUUACACAUCAUAAUUUUAGUUGGCAACAAAUACCAAGCACCAUCCAUCCAUCCA